Osmerus eperlanus (European smelt) is the source of this 3905-nucleotide messenger RNA. It is a transcript of the gene pdcl, whose product is annotated as phosducin-like. Bases 486 to 3380 code for a protein of 964 amino acids. Lineage: Eukaryota; Metazoa; Chordata; Actinopteri; Osmeriformes; Osmeridae. The transcript is spliced from 14 exons. Gene Ontology annotation, biological process: regulation of G protein-coupled receptor signaling pathway; response to oxidative stress; cyclooxygenase pathway. Gene Ontology annotation, molecular function: peroxidase activity; oxidoreductase activity, acting on single donors with incorporation of molecular oxygen, incorporation of two atoms of oxygen; prostaglandin-endoperoxide synthase activity. The record is from RefSeq and is a predicted model, not a curated record. Gene Ontology annotation, cellular component: neuron projection; cytoplasm.
UGGACGGAGGUACAGAGCACGGUUGCAUAUCUAUGGAGACAUUUCGGGAUUUGAACCAGAAUUUUGGAAUGGAACUACUGGAUUACGUGAAGUAGCUGUACAGAUCACGCACCUUUUCUAACGUGUAGUUUUCUAUAAUUUAACUUAUUUUAUUUCUUGUAUAACAUUUGCUGUUUCAUACUCAAAUUCAGCGUGAAUUUGUAAAAGUUACAUGUUAAUGGUCUUUGUAGGGCGAGGAAGACAGAAGGGCGAGAAUUACUUUUUAACACUGUGAUUUUCUUUUGCCAAAUGAAGAUCAGAUGUAACAUUUAGAGGUGUGUAUGGGGGUAGGGUCUAGUGUUGCGCAUAUGGCUGUGCUUUCAUUUGCUCGGAUGCAGGUCAGUAACUGCAGCACGCUGGAAAGUAUUGAAUGUUACUGCAGAGAUCUGUAGCCAAACCACACACUGGUGACCAGAGCGUAGACAAAAAUCUGCGCGUAGCCUAAAAUGAAGUUGUCCGUCGUUGGAUGUGUUUGUGCGCUUGUUCUGCUGCUGCGACAACACCUCAGUCGAGGUGAUGUUGAAGUAGGACCCACUAAUACAGUCAACCCCUGCUGUCAGUUCCCCUGUCAGAACUCGGGUGUGUGUGUGAGGUAUGGCCUAGACAAAUAUCAGUGUGACUGCACCCGGACCGGUUACCAUGGAGAAAACUGCACUACCCCUGAGUUCUGGACCCGGGUCCGAACUCUCCUGAAGCCCACCCCUAGUGUGGUCCACUACAUCCUGACACACUUCCACUGGCUCUGGGACAUCAUCAACCGGACCUUCCUUCGGGACACUCUGAUGAGGCUGAUUCUGACAGCCAGGUCCAACCUGAUCCCCAGCCCCCCCACCUUUAACUCCAAGUAUGGUUACCUGAACUGGGAGUCUUACUCCAACACCAGUUACUACACCCGCAUCCUGCCCCCUGUCCCUCAUGAUUGCCCAACACCACUGGGGGUCAAAGGUAAAGCAGAGCUCCCAGAUCCAGAGGUCCUGGUGGAGACGUUGCUCCGCAGACGGACCUUCAGACCAGAUCCUCAGGGCAGCAACCUCAUGUUCGCCUUCUUUGCCCAGCACUUCACACAUCAGUUCUUCAAGACAUACAACCGCAUGGGCCUGGGCUUCACCAAGGCUCUAGGCCAUGGAGUGGACGCAGGCCAUAUCUAUGGAGACAACCUGGCUCGCCAGCUUCGUCUGAGAUUGCUCCGGGACGGCAAGCUCAAGUACCAGGUGAUCAAGGGGGAUAUGUACCCUCCCACGGUUGCCGUGGCCCCUGUCAAGAUGCACUACCCCCCGGGGCUCCCUGUGAAGAACCAGCUGGCCAUCGGCCAGGAGGUGUUUGGUUUGCUGCCCGGCCUGAGCCUGUACGCCACCCUGUGGCUGAGGGAGCACAACCGCGUGUGCGACGUCCUGAAGGAGGAGCACCCCACCUGGGACGACGAGCAGCUCUUCCAGACCGCCAGGCUCGUCAUCAUCGGUGAGACGAUCCGUAUCGUCAUAGAGGAGUACGUCCAGCACCUGAGCGGCUAUCUCCUGCAACUCAAGUUCGACCCCACGCUGCUGUUUGGUUCCCAGUUCCAGUACGCGAACCGCAUCUCCCUAGAGUUCAGCCAGUUGUACCACUGGCACCCCCUCAUGCCCGAUACCUUUGUCAUUGAGGACGACGAGCUCACUUACCCCCAGUUCCUGUUCAACACCUCAGUGCUGACCAGCUAUGGCGUGGAGACACUAGUGGAUGCAUUUUCCAAGCAGGUUGCUGGGCAGAUAGGGGGAGGCUACAACAUCCACAACGUGGCAACCAGGGUUUCUGUGGGAACCAUCAAAGAGUCCCGACAACUGCGUCUGCAGUCCUUCAACGCCUACAGGAAACGUUUUCACCUGAGGCCUUACACUUCCUUCUCAGACUUCACAGGUGAGAAAGAGAUAGCGCAAAAACUGGAGGAUCUUUAUAGCGACAUUGACGCCCUGGAGUUGUACCCUGGCCUGCUGCUGGAAAAGACCCGGCCGGGGGCCAUAUUUGGAGAGAGCAUGGUGGAGAUGGGGGCACCCUUCUCCCUGAAAGGCCUUUUGGGAAAUCCUAUCUGCUCACCAGAGUACUGGAAGCCCAGCACGUUCGGAGGCCAGGCAGGCUUUGAUAUAGUUAACUCUGCCACCUUGAAGAGGCUGGUGUGUCUCAACACACAGACGUGUCCCUACGUGUCCUUCAGUGUCCCCAGAGAGGGGACACCCAACACUGGGAAGGGGACACCCAACACUGGGAAGGGGACCCCCAACACUGGGAAGGGGACACCCAACACAGGGAAGGGGACACCCAACACUGGGAAGGGGACACCCAACACAGGGAAGGGGACACCCAACACUGGGAAGGGGACACCCAACACUGGGAAGGGGACACCCAACACUGGGAAGGCGACGUCUACUAAAGGAAGAGCGGUAGUCAUGACGACGCUGGAUGAUAAGAUCCUGGGGGAGAAGCUCCAGUACUACUGCAGCAGCAGCGAGGAUGAGGACAGCGACAAGGAGGAUGAGGAGGGGCAGGCCAAGACCAUCCGCAACCCCGACGUGCUGGAGCCGGAGAUUGAGUACACCACCGAUGGCAGCGCCAUCAAUACCGGGCCGAAGGGGGUGAUCAACGACUGGAGGAAGUACAAGCAGCUGGAGGUGGAGCAGCGGCAGGAGCAGAAGAUGGAGAUGGAGAGGCUCAUCAAGAAGCUCUCCAUGACCUGCCGCUCGGACCUGGACCUGGAGAAGGACAAGGAGAAGCAGAAGGACCUGCAGGACAAGAUCCACAGCAAGAUGACCAUGCAGGAGUACAACAUGCUCCAGGAGGGCGAGGAUGAUGAGGACUUCCUGAAGCAGUAUCGCCUCCAGCGCAUCGAGGAGAUGCGGCGCCAGCUGUACCGCGGCAAGCGCUUUGAGCAGGUCUACGAGCUGAGGUCCGGCGAGGAGUUCCUGGAGGCCCUCGACAACGAGGACAAGAGCACCCUGGUCAUGAUCCACAUCUACGAGGCCGAGGUGCCCGGCUGUGACUCCAUGGCGGGCAGCCUGCUGUGCCUGGCGCAGGAGUACCCGCUCGUCAAGUUCUGCAGCGUCCGAGGCUCUGCGAUCGGCACCAGCGCCCUGUUCCGGGGCAGCGCCCUGCCCGCCCUGCUGGUGUACAAGGGAGGGGAUCUGAUCGGGAACUUUGUGCGUGUCACCGACCAGCUGGGGGAGGACUUCUUUGCGGUGGAUGUGGAGGCGUUGCUGUUGGAGUACGGCCUGCUGCCCGACAAGCAGCUUCUCAUCCCCAAGACCAUCCGCAACCGGGCCAUCACACAGCACACGCAGAGCGACGAGGACUCUGACCUCGACAUAGACUAGACACACACACGUAUGCACAUGACAUCAAUUAGGGCCCCCAACGUCUUCUGUUCUGUAUCACGACUCGGCACAUCUGGCACACGCGCAGACACACAAUGACUGAAUUGCAUUGAACCCAUGCAGCACAGCCUCGAGGGUUGUUAAGGACCUUCACAUUCCGCGUUGCUCGUGUGGAGCUCUCCUCAACAUGUUGUUUUGGUCUAAAUCACCCCUAGCUUACUUUAACUAGGUAACACGCGUUAUCCUUUUAUUUGAUAUGCACAACGAAUAUAUGCAGACAUUACACUCUGAAUGACAUAUUUUUGACUGUAACUAUUUAUUCUUUAAUUGUGGAAAAAUCAUUUGUCUGUUUUCAACAUCUGUUUCUUGUGCAUGUUCUAUCAUGACUGUACUUCCCCCCCGUAGAAGUGUAAAAAAAAUCCUGUCCCAAACUGACUUUUGUGUUAGUUUUCUACUUUUUUUUUAAUGCGUUUGGUCAUAAAUAAACCUGAUAAGAAUUAUAAAAUGUAGCUGGAUUUGACUAAC